This is a messenger RNA of Annulohypoxylon truncatum, 2403 nucleotides long. RefSeq names its product Oxidoreductase, molybdopterin-binding domain-containing protein. Gene Ontology annotation, molecular function: oxidoreductase activity; molybdenum ion binding. The record is from RefSeq and is a predicted model, not a curated record. Gene Ontology annotation, cellular component: mitochondrion. The transcript is spliced from 2 exons. Bases 275 to 2110 code for a protein of 611 amino acids. Lineage: Eukaryota; Fungi; Ascomycota; Sordariomycetes; Xylariales; Hypoxylaceae.
CGUUCCGUGGCAUUUAAGAUCCAAUUAUCCCCGGGUCUUCGACUUCUAUCUUCUUUCACUCUUCAACCAUCGUCAGAUUGAUCGUAUCGUAUGAUAAUACUAAAACUAGGAGAUAGUUCUCCUAAACAGCAUAGCUGUUGCUGUUCCAACAAUACCAACUCUACUAGGUUAAGUCUCUUGACGCGGUGGCCAUACAGUGAAGUGCUAUGGACGCAUCGCCGAGACCACUCAGUCCCGUCUGAUCUAGGGCAAAUCCCCGAAGGUGAACGACACCAUGUCGAUACCAAUCUCUCAACGUCUUGGGUCGGGGUUGUCGAACAUAACAAGAAGGCCUAAGCGAACCCUCGGGUUUCUUGACAACUUCGGAACUGGACAAUCAACUGGUUCCCGGAUCAGACUCGUAGGCUUUCGAUCCACAUUUCGAGCCGCAUCGUAUAGAACCGUACCACGGGCGCCCCCCAUCCGUCGCCGUAUAAGACCCCUACCUGUUCUUGCCGCAGGUAGCGGUCUACUCACCAUACUAUUUUCCGCCCUUCAGCCUGUUACCAAUGAACCUCUCGAAAAUCUCCAAGAUGGUGACCUUCCGCCGCCCGAUUCCAUCCCGAACGAUAGUGAUGGUCUACCACGUUAUCGGCUGGCCGAAGUCAAAGCACACGGACCAAAGUCCGAGCGGCCGUGGGUGAUUUGUGAGGAUAAGGUAUACGACAUAACAGAUUGGAUUCCUGGUCACCCAGGCGGAGAGGUCAUCCUUCGCGCUGCCGGUGGCAGCAUCGAACCGUACUGGGACAUAUUUUCUAUCCACAAAUCUCCCUACGUAAAGGAAAUUCUCGAACAAUAUAUCGUUGGAAAAGUCCAUCCGGAUGAUUUAGAGAACGGACGACCGCUGCAGGAGCAUAUCGAAGAUCCUUUCAUGUUAGACCCCGUCAGAGAUACAAGACUGAAGCAGCUCACGGCGAAGCCUUGCAACGCGGAAACCCCUAACCAAGAACUUACUAAGUCAUUCCUUACGCCGAACCCGGUCUUUUAUGUUCGAAACCAUAUGUGGGUUCCGGUUGUAGAAGACGCCGAGGCAGAAGAACACAAUAUCACGAUUGAACUACCCGACGGCGACAUCAAGACCUAUAGCAUCAAGGAUCUCAAGGCUCGUUUUAAACAGCACACCGUCACGGCCGUGCUACAAUGCUCCGGCAACCGGCGCAGCGACAUGACCCGCUACGCGAAGAAGACGAACGGUUUGCAAUGGACGGUCGGCGCUAUAAGCUGCGCAAAGUGGGAGGGCGUGCGGUUACGAGACGUCCUCGCCGAUGCCGGUCUGUCGCUCGAAGACCCGGGAGAGGACGCGCGGCAUAUUCAAUUCUCGGGCCUAGAAGCGUACGGUGCCAGCAUACCAAUCUCGACGGUUCUUGAUCCCAUGGGCGACGUGCUCCUCGCAUUCAAGAUGAACGACGAGCCUCUCCCGCGCGACCACGGUUUUCCUGUCAGGGUCGUCGUUCCGGGCCACGUAGCAGCAAGGUGCGUCAAGUGGGUGAAUAAGAUCGUUGUCAGUGACGAGGAGAGCACCACUACUUGGCAACGCCGGGAUUACAAGUGUUUCGGGCCGAACGAGGUCAAGCAAGACUGGGACAAAUACAAGGCGAUCCAAGUAAUGCCAAUCACGAGCGCCAUAACGCGCACGAGAGUACAGCCCGCAGACAAGACCUCAGGCGGUCAGGCCAGCGAAUCAACUCAAAACUCGGUUGUCCAGAUCGAAGGGUACGCCUAUUCGGGCGGCGGGCGAGAAAUCCAACGCGUGGAUAUCAGCUUGGACGGUGGGUUGACGUGGGAUCAGGCGCAGCUGGUCGACGAUACCAAUCUCGAAAGAGGAAAUAAGGCUUGGUGUUGGAAAAGGUGGAGAUACGAGACUGGGCUGUCCGAGAUGGUCAAAGGUUCGAAGGGCGAGUCGAAGGCCACCCUAGUAGUCAAAGCCACGGACGACGCGUAUAAUACCCAACCUGAGACCCACAAGAGCAUCUACAAUCCGAGGGGCAACUUAGCCACGGCUUGGCAUCGAGUAGAUUUCGACUACACCGCAGCUUUAAAGGCAUGUAGCCAAGAUAAGAAUAAGCCCUGAGCUAAAAGCGGUACUUUUCUCGGGGUAAUAACGGAAGGGCGUUAUAAUAGGGUUGAAGGGUUCGGCGCAACUCCUAGGUAGGUUUGACGCCGGCAGAUACCACGCUACGGGGUUGGGCACCCUUAUUAUGUAAGUAACUGAAUUUCAAGGGGCAUGGUGUGUAAUAGUCCGUCUAACAUUAAAUUGUUCUAAUCACUGAAGUAAUGUUACAAAAUACUGAUACCAAAGCUGAUUAUUGUUGAUGGUAAGAUUGCAAAGUGCCUAUCUACAUGAGAACCAUUAUGCAUCCACAA